Messenger RNA from Dibothriocephalus latus, 1350 nucleotides. The record is from the annotation of a GenBank genome assembly. Lineage: Eukaryota; Metazoa; Platyhelminthes; Cestoda; Diphyllobothriidea; Diphyllobothriidae.
UUGUCUAAGGGUGACUGUAGGCCACCGAGAGCCCGGAUCGGCAUCAAUGGAUUUGGUCACAUCACGAGAUUACUUGUCAGAUGCGCCAUAGCAGACAAACGAGGACUUGAUGUCGUUGCGAUAAAUGCGCCCGGCAUAACACCGGAGCAGCUGAUCUAUAUGAUAAAGUAUGACAGCCAGUACGGACCCUGUCCUGGAGUUGUAUCCGACAAAGUUGAAAUGAUUAAACCAGACAAAAACACACCACCAUGUCUUUUUAUUGAAGUGUGUGGUCGCAAAAUAGCAUAUUUUGACAAGAAGUGUCCCAACUUAAUACCUUGGCAGUGGCUCAAUGUGGAAUAUGUUAUCGAAACUAAUUCGAAUAUUAAAACGUUAGGAAUGGCGGAGGUAAAGAUAUCGCGUUGGUUCCCAUGUUCAAAUCCGGCCCAUCUGCGUGGUGGAAGAGCACGCAAGGUAAUUGUAACUGGUGAUACUGUCGACAUACCUGUCAUGAUAUAUCCGAUCAGUUACAAGUCCUUCCAACGGGGCACAAGCAUUAUAUCUGCCGGCAGUCCGCACGCAAUGGCGCUUGCUACCAUUCUAUACGUUCUGCACAAACAAUUUGGAAUAAGAGAGUGCAUGACCACAAUAACGUCCUCAUAUAUCGAUAACCAAAAGACGGAAUGGCGAAUGGGCAGAGGUGCCUUUCAGUCAAUAAUUCCAAUGCCCUGCGGUUCGAUCCUACAGACAGUUCUGCAGGCGAUUCCUAGAAUGCGCGGUAAGCUCUCCCUCUCGGGCUUCUCCGUACCCACUGCGACUGGCAGCGUAGCGGACCUGACAUGCAGUUUCUCUAACAACGUGCCUUCCGUCCAGGAGCUUGCUAAGGCCCUGAAGGAGGGAAACGUACUGAAGAACCUGGCGAAUAUGCAUGAGAAGUGUCAACCUGGCUGGCUCUUACAAUAUUGGUGUCCGGAGGAAAUGGAGGGCCUGAAGAAACACCUACCGAAGAUAGAGUGCACCGUGAAAACAGAGCCUAAACCAGAGUUCCAUCUACCCACCUUCAGUGAUGACGAGUCUCCACGUCAAAAGCCAGCGCGACAGAUAAAAAAGGAACCCACCUCACCACGCUUUUUUGCGGAUCAGACUAAGGAACGCCCAACACCGGUUAUGGAGAUCUGGGAGGAGGACCAUCUGGGUGUGUCAGCGGACGUAAAGGCGGCUCCUUGUAUGGCGAUCCUGGAUGCAAACUCCUGUCUAGCAGUGGAUAAUGGAUCGCUAAUGAAAAUAAUUUCUUGGUACGACAAGGACAUGUCCUACUGCUUGCGAAUAAUGGAUACAAUUGUUUUUAUGCGGCAUAUCGAUCACAGCUAG